CACUAUAAAACUCAAUUCUCUCAGAUUCUCUCUCACUCACUCUCUCUCUCUCUCUCUCUCUCUCUCUCGAUCACGAAAAUGUCCGGACGCGGCGGCCGAGGCCGGCAUUAUUCCGGCGGGCGCUCUAAUCCCUCGCACGGCGGAGGCGGCAGAGGAAGUUUCAGCGGCGGAGGAAGUUCAGGCGCCGAAGCUCCGGCGCCGACAAAAACUCGAGCUUAUUUUCCACCGGCGGCCUCGUCAAGCUCGGCUCCGGUGGCUUCGCUGAGUAGCCAGAUGGAGCAGAAGUUGACACUGGAGACGACGCCGACGGCCGUGGCUGCUGUGCCGCCGGCGUCGUCGAAGGCGGUGAGGUUUCCGCAGAGGCCGGAUUUCGGUACGGUCGGUAAGAAAAUUCAAGUCAGAGCAAAUCACUUCCUGGUGCAGGUUGCAGACAGAGACCUCCACCAUUAUGACGUUACGAUUACCCCAGAAGUAGCAUCAAAAAAGAUCCACAGGGAGGUGAUGAACCAACUGGUUCGUUUGUAUUCCGAGACGCAUUUAGGCAAGAGAAUUCCUGCUUAUGAUGGCAUGAAGAGCCUCUACACAGCAGGGCCAUUGCCAUUUUCCUCCAAGGAGUUUGUUGUCAAAUUACUUCCAAAUGAUGGUCGUGCUGCAGCUGCAGGGUCUUCAUCUUCUUCGAAAAGAAAGGAUCGAGAGUUUAAGGUGGCUCUCACUUUGGCUAAUAAGCCAGACCUUUAUCAACUACAACAGUUCUUGUGCAGCCAGCGUGUUGAAACACCUCAAGAGGCAAUACAAGUUCUUGAUAUUGUUCUUAGAGCUACACCAUCGGAAAAGUACACUGUUGUUGGGAGGUCAUUUUUCUCUACUGAGCUUGGGCCAAAAGGCAGUCUAGGUGAAGGUUUGGAGUACUGGAGAGGUUUUUACCAGAGUCUACGCCCAACCCAGAUAGGACUUUCCCUUAAUAUUGAUGUGUCAGCGAGAUCUUUUUUUGAACCCAUUUUGGUGACUGAGUUUCUUGCUAAACAUUUUUACCACACUGAUCGUUCCAAGCAUUUGCCUGAUCGUGAUUGUAUAAAGGUGAAGAAAACCUUGAAGCGGGUCAAGGUAGAAGUUCGUUUAAGGGACUGGAUUAAAAACGAAGAAGUUAAGAGAACUUACACAAUCAAUGGACUAUCUGCAGAACCAUUGGGACAGUUAAGGUUUACUUGUGAAGAUGAGAACACAUCAGUUGUGCAAUAUUAUCGUAAGAAGUACAAGAUUGAUCUCAAAUAUGUAGCUUGGCCAGCCAUUCAAGCUGGCAAUGAUUCAAAACCCGUUUACUUGCCUAUGGAGCUUUGCUCAAUUGUUGCUGGACAGAGAUACACAAAGAAACUGAAUAAAAAACAAGUCACUAACUUACUAAAAGCAACUUGUCAACGUCCUCGGGACAGGGAAAAUAAUAUAACACAGGUAUACCAUCACUGGCUGGUUUUUAUUUUGACAAUGAAAUAUUUCUAUCUUCUAUGUGCUCAUACUGUCACAUCUAUAUAUGGACAGAUGAUUAGGGAGAAAACCAACAAUAGAGACGAUAAAGAAUCUCUUAUAAGGAGGGAAUUUGGAUUACAAGUGGGAGAGGAAAUGGCAUUGGUUAAAGCUCGAGUUUUACCAUCUCCAUUGCUUAAAUACCAUGACAGUGGUCGUGAAAAGAGUGUUUAUCCCCAGAUGGGGCAGUGGAACAUGACAAACAAGAAAAUGGUCAAUGGAGGUAGAUUGCAAGUCUGGGCAUUUGUCAAUUUCUCCAGAGUAUCCCAAGAUAUUACUUUUGAGUUUCUUGGGGCUUUGGUGGAUGUGUGCAACAGUAAGGGGAUGGAGUUUUCUCCCCAACCCUUGCUUCCAGUACAGUUUUCUCAUCCUGGACAAAUUGAGAGGGUACUCAGGGAUAUUCACAAGUUGUCUGUUCAGAAAGGACGACAACUUCAGUUAUUGAUUGUCAUUUUGCCUGAUCAAAGUGAUUCAUCUUAUGGGAAGAUCAAACGAACCUGUGAAACAGAAUUAGGAAUUGUGUCUCAGUGCUUAGAGCCCCAGAAAAUAAAAAGGUGGAAUACACAAUAUUUGGAAAAUCUUGCCCUUAAGAUCAAUGUGAAGGUUGGUGGACGAAACACUGUUUUAAAUGAUGCAAUUUAUAAGAAGAUGCCUGUUGUGACCGAUUGCUUGCCCACAAUUAUAUUUGGAGCAGAUGUUACUCAUCCAGCAGCCGGGGAUGACAGUAGCCCAUCAAUAGCAGCAGUCGUCGCCUCAACGGAUUGGCCAGAGGUCACAAACUAUAGAGCAAUUGUUUCGGCGCAGCAUCACCGUGAUGAAAUAAUCAAAGAUCUCUAUAAAUCACACAUAUCUGAGAAGGGUGUUCAUGGAGGAAUGAUAAGGGAACUUCUCGUUGCCUUCUACAGACAAAAAAGAUUAAAGCCGUCGAGAAUUAUAUUCUAUAGAGAUGGGGUCAGUGAAGGCCAGUUCAGUCAAGUUUUGUUACAUGAGGUGGAUGCUAUAAGAAGGGCUUGUGCCUCUUUGGAGGAAGGAUAUAUGCCAACAGUAACGUUUGUGGUGGUACAGAAAAGGCAUCAUACUCGCCUUUUCCCUGCUGAUCAUAGCAAUCGUGGUCAGAUGGACAGGAGUGGCAAUAUUCAACCAGGUACUGUUGUUGACACCGAGAUUUGCCACCCUACAGAAUUUGACUUUUAUCUCAACAGUCAUGCUGGAAUCCAGGGAACGAGCCGUCCAGCACACUACCAUGUUCUGUUUGACGAAAACAGAUUCACUGCCGAUGGUUUGCAAGUUUUAACAAACAAUUUGUGUUAUACGUAUGCAAGGUGCACCCGAUCGGUUUCUAUAGUGCCACCUGCUUACUAUGCUCAUCUGGUAGCCUUUCGAGCACGGCAUUACAUUGAGGGUGACUCAUCCGAUGGAGGUUCUACAACUGGUGGGGGUGCACAGGUUCUCCGAGCCCUUCCGGAGAUCAAAGAUAAUGUGAAAGAAGUGAUGUUUUAUUGCUGAUCAAUAAUAAAUUCUAUUAUGUGAUGGUGAAAAUGACGAUUAUGUAGUGUAUUUUCACAAAUAUCGUAUGGGGAGUGAUUUCACAUGUAACCUAAUGGAUGACCUCUCUUUUUGCAACCCA
Molecule: messenger RNA, 3148 nt
Organism: Rosa rugosa (rugosa rose)
Lineage: Eukaryota; Viridiplantae; Streptophyta; Magnoliopsida; Rosales; Rosaceae
Product: protein argonaute 5-like
Exons: 21
Coding region: 79-3027 (982 amino acids)
Biological process (GO): regulatory ncRNA-mediated post-transcriptional gene silencing
Cellular component (GO): cytoplasm
Molecular function (GO): protein binding; RNA binding
Source: RefSeq, a predicted model, not a curated record